AUGGUUUUGGCUACAGCAAAACAAACAUGGAUGUCGGCUUCGACCAAUCAAUCCCAAGAGAGAGCUUUGCAUACCAUAAUCGACGAGGAUAAUGCAAUCAGCUUGACUGGGCAUUCUUCCUCAUUGAAGAAGAAAGAACCGAGCGCUUCGCCUGUCAUCAGAAAGGAACGGCAGGUCUCUGAAAAUCGGCAAUCAGGCAACCCCCAAGUGAACAAGGAGACACUGAGCAGACGGCAGGUCCCUGCAGAUCGGCAAUCAGGCAACUUCCAAGCAAAGGAGGGGCAUUAUGUGGACAAACCAAUGCGCCAUAGUCAAUGGUCAAUCAACCCACACCCCGCAAAUAGUGCUGGGUUGUUCAAAUGUACCCGAGCUGAGGUUGCAAAGAGUGCACAGGCCAAGCACUCUGCAAAGGCCAGCGUUGUGCAAGCUAAGUCCCAGUCUACAGAGGCAGCAAAGAAGUCUGAGGCCGAAGGGAUAAAGAAGUUGGCUCAGCUUGAGGAUCAGAGACAUCAAGAGGAUUGCGCUGAAGAAGCUUAUCUCAAUGCUUCAGUAGACGAGAGAGACAGGAACGAAGACAUACUGGCGACAGAUGGAUUGGUUGAAGCUAAUAACUUGACAGCUAUAGAUGUUGAUGGUAGUAUUCAUGACAGGAAGAUCUCAUACCAGAGGCACAUUCACAAAGAUGAAGAGGACAGUGGCAUCGUCAGCGACGAUAUGGAUGUGAUGGAUGGCUCGACCAAGUCACCUGCCAGUUCAAAAAAGCUUAUCUUCUUCCCACUCAUCAGCACCGUACUCAAGCAGAAAAGCGCAAGGCAAGGGCAGCAGAGGACUGUGGAAUUGUCCAAUUUGUCCGCACCAGCAAGAAAGAAGAGUAAGGGAGCACAACAUUCUGCUCUCGAGGCAGACUGGCGCGAGAAGCUCGCCGAACUUGUCACGAAUGGCUGUUCGAGACGAGGAGAUCCUAAGCCACAAACAAUACCAAAAGAGAUUAAGAGGGGUCAAGGGACUGAUCAGACUAAUGCCUUAGAAUCAGAGGAGACUGUUAUCUAUAAAUAUGUACAAACAGGAGCAUGGACCAAGUAUCAAUGGAGCGGGAAUGUGAGGUGUGGUCAGGAGAAAGGUCCUACGAGUCCUUAUCAAGAAGGUGAGAAAAUUAUGCCGUCAGUGCCAGAGACGAGCCGAGUCCCUCAUCUCAUCAUGGAAGUGGGUACCGGCCCAACGGAUUCGAACCGUCGUUUGCCCCAGCAGUUUUACGUCGUCCCAGACGUCAGCAUCUCGUUCUUCAAGCACCUCGAGGGUGGAGGACGACAGGUUGGGUGUUGGACUCACUGGAGUCAUAUUCGACAAAAGGGAGGGGAGGUUGAGUUCGGGUAG
Molecule: messenger RNA, 1374 nt
Organism: Heterobasidion irregulare TC 32-1
Lineage: Eukaryota; Fungi; Basidiomycota; Agaricomycetes; Russulales; Bondarzewiaceae
Exons: 9
Coding region: 1-1374 (457 amino acids)
Source: RefSeq, a predicted model, not a curated record